Vicia villosa (hairy vetch) is the source of this 785-nucleotide messenger RNA. Its product is annotated as lipid transfer protein EARLI 1-like. The record is from RefSeq and is a predicted model, not a curated record. NCBI's taxonomy places the organism in Eukaryota, Viridiplantae, Streptophyta, Magnoliopsida, Fabales, Fabaceae. The transcript has a single exon. Bases 66 to 575 code for a protein of 169 amino acids.
CUUUUCUUCUCAUCCUAAAACUCAACACCAAAACACAAAAAAACAUUAUUGUUUAUUUCUUAACAAUGGCUUCCAACAAGCUUAGUGCACUCAUUAUAUUGCUUUCUCUUCUCUGCUAUUCAACAUUUUCACAUGCUUGUGGUUCAUGCAAUCCAAAACCUAAGCCUAGUCCUCCACCAAAACCUAAACCUUGUCCUCCACCUAAGGCUAAUCCUCCACCUAAGGUUAGUCCUCCUACCCCUUCAACACCACCUACGGUUAGUCCUCCUACACCUUCAACACCACCUAAGGCUAGUCCUCCUACUCCUUCAACAUCACAAAAAUGUCCAAAGGACACAUUAAAGCUAGGUGUUUGUGCUAAUCUUCUUGGACUUGUUAAUGUUGUGGUUGGAAGUCCUGCUUCAAGCAAGUGUUGUGCAUUGAUUCAAGGUUUGGCUGAUUUGGAUGCAGCAAUUUGUCUUUGUACUGCUAUUAAGGCUAAUGUUCUUGGUAUCAACUUGAAUGUUCCUAUCACACUCAGUCUUCUCCUUAGUGCUUGUGAAAAAUCUCUUCCUUCUGGUUUCAAGUGCUCAUAGAUUUUCUUGUUAUAGGUUCAAUCCAUACAAGUACUUAUGUUACUACUACGUUGUUUAUGUUUUAGUUAUUUGUUUACGUUUCUAAUAGGAGUCACUGUGACUUUAACAAAAUUAAAGUGACAUCGUGAUCAUGCUAAAUUUUCAUUAAUCCAAAUAUGGAUUAUAUGAUAUGUAUAUCCUUUCAAUAAUGGGGUAAGCUUGUUUGCCUUA